CCUGCUUGUUGUUUACCACAGAUACCGCAGGCGUUCCUGGAAUCCGACAAAGCCGUUAUCGCCCAUCUAGACACAGCCCACCGCUCCCACCUUAAUGACAAGGAACGCUUGCUCAAGAAAGCAGCUUUGCCGAGGGAACGGUGAUGGACUUCGAAGCGAUUCGCGAAAACAUCGAACAUGCCAUGAGCCAAGAGAUGCCUCAAAAAGACAAGGUCUGCCACAACGUCGUGGGCUGCUUCGACCAGAGAGGACUUUUGGCGCACAUCCGACUGCUGCCCAAAUCACCUGCCGAAAUUGCCACCCGGUUUCGGCUGUAUUCGCGCAGCGGCACGGACGUUCUCGACAUCUACGCCGCCGGCGGAAUGUCCUUGUCCAGGGCCUACCGUCCAGGCGCGCCGCUUAAGAUCCUGACACAUGGUUUGGGCGGCAGCGGCAACCUUACUUACCUGAACCAGAUGAAGGACGCCUUUCUGAGGCUGGAAGACGGAAACGUGGUCGUGGUGGACUGGGCGCGGGGCGCCUCGCCGUUGGACUACGCGCAGGCGUGCGCCAACGCGGAGCUGGUGGGCCGCGAGGUUGCCUUUCUGGUGUCCUCGCUGGCACACAAUGGCCUCGUGCUGCCCUGGAACGUGCACCUGAUCGGCUUCAGCCUGGGCGCCCAGCUGAUGGGCUUCGCUGCCAGGAGGUUGGCGCGCACCUACGGACUGAAGGCCGGCAGACUCACUGCCCUGGACUGCGCCGCGCCAUUGUUUGAGUUUCGCGGACUGCAUCCUCGCAAGCAGGACGUGCUGUAUUUGGAUGCUGUGCACACGAGCGCUGGCACAAACUUGCUCAUGGGCCACGUGGGGCUACGCAGACCGUUCGGCCACAUAGACUUCUAUCCCAACGGGGGCAUACAGCAGAAGGGCUGCGACGGCAAAGGCCUGGCUUGUUCGCACGAACGUGCAUACUUCUUCUUUGGAGAAUCGCUGAGUCAGUGGACGCGCUGCCGCUUCAAGUCCAUUGCUUGGCCCGAAGGAUGCCGCUUCUUUAGCGGCAAGCGCUGCGGUCGUGGUCCAGCCAUGGGACUCGAGUUCGGCCGCAUGGGCUACUUCAGCCCGUCGACUAAGGCUCGUGGGGUCCACUACCUGGAGACAAAUCCGGAGCCGCCCUUCUGCAAGGAGUAGAGGGCCCUGCAAGGCUGAAAGAAACCGGGAACAGCCGAAUCAUUCCUCUGACCUGGUGUGUGAGCAGACAGGUAAUGCGAAGGAAAUAAAAUGGCGCUGCAUAUGCACCACGAAAAAAAAAAACAUGAUUUUUCCAAAAUAAAAAGAGAAGGACCUCA
Messenger RNA from Rhipicephalus sanguineus (brown dog tick), 1324 nucleotides. Its product is annotated as pancreatic triacylglycerol lipase. The coding region runs from base 144 to 1166 and encodes 340 amino acids. The record is from RefSeq and is a predicted model, not a curated record. Gene Ontology annotation, molecular function: lipase activity. Lineage: Eukaryota; Metazoa; Arthropoda; Arachnida; Ixodida; Ixodidae. The transcript has 6 exons.